Molecule: messenger RNA, 1209 nt
Organism: Fragaria vesca subsp. vesca
Lineage: Eukaryota; Viridiplantae; Streptophyta; Magnoliopsida; Rosales; Rosaceae
Product: transcription factor TT2-like
Exons: 3
Coding region: 60-914 (284 amino acids)
Biological process (GO): regulation of DNA-templated transcription
Cellular component (GO): nucleus
Molecular function (GO): DNA-binding transcription factor activity; sequence-specific DNA binding; catalytic activity
Source: RefSeq, a predicted model, not a curated record
CAAGUCUGGUUUGGCAUAGUUUGCUUCAAACUCCAAGAGCAAAGAGAGAGCUAGCUGCCAUGUCUACUAACACUAAAAGCUUCAGCAGCAGUUCCAGUGAAGAUGACAAUGAACUUAGGAGAGGGCCAUGGACUCUUGAAGAAGACACUCUUCUGAUUCAAUACAUAGCUCGUCAUGGUGAAGGCCGAUGGAAUCUGCUAGCAAAUCGUGCAGGAUUGAGAAGAACUGGGAAGAGUUGCAGAUUGAGAUGGUUAAACUAUCUGAAACCAGAUGUUAAGCGUGGAAACCUUACUCCAGAAGAACAGCUCAUGAUUCUUGACCUUCACUCCAAGUGGGGAAAUAGGUGGUCGAAAAUUGCGCAAUACUUACCUGGAAGAACAGACAAUGAAAUCAAGAACUACUGGAGAACUAGAGUGCAGAAACAAGCAAGACAUCUUAAGAUUGAUACCAACAGCACAGAGUUUCAGAAUAUCAUUAGGUGCUUUUGGAUGCCUAGAUUGCUGCAGAAGAUAGGAGACCAAAACCAAUUAGCUUCUUCUCAUCAGCAUUCAAUAACAGCACCAUCACCACAACUGCAAUUUACUCAUGAGCAAGGAGCUGUUAACAUGAGCGGAUAUGAAUACAACUUGGACAUCGAAAAGCAGAACACAGAAUGCAUUUUGCCAUCAGAGUUACCAAUGGAGACGCCAAACACUUCUCAAUUUUCAGAAUAUCAUACUUCUAGUCCUUUUGGUGGAGCCAUGGUGCACAAUGAUCACAAUGUAUACACCAAUGACCAUGACAUGGAAGUCUCCAACUUUGGGAAUUCUGCUGCUGCUGAAAGUUACUAUGUGCCAGAAAGUGAAAGCAACUGGCUUGAAACUGAUUUUUCAUGUAGCAUGUGGAACAUGGAUGAAUUAUUGCAAAGGUGUUAGCAUGAAUAGUCCCCUCGGCCGAGUACUUUUGGUAUACAUAAUUAUAUUGUACAAGAUCACGGGCCUCUCCAACCAAUCCCAAUUAAUUUUUUUUUGGAUCGGACGCUCUAUAUCUGGAUUGAGGGACUUAUUUUCAGACAACCCUUGCUGAACUGAUCAAUAUGUUCUUUAAUAUAGAUUAGUAUCUAAAUCAUUUAUCAAGUGAACAGUACUUGUUGAUUUUCCACAACCUAACUGCAGAACAGUGCAAGUUGUUUGUUUAAACUUUCCAUCAAUAUUAAUGUGCAUUUUUUUC